GCGGGCGCCGCGGGGGAGCGAGCCGGCAGGAGGCGUCCUGCGGCGGGAGGGAGGGACGAGGCGGGGGGGUGCCGGCUUUCCCGGAAACAGCGCCGGCCGGCGGCAAAGCGGCGGCGGCCGCGGUGGGAAGUCGCCUCUGGUCCUGCGCCCUCGCCGCCGGGGUUGGCGCGGUGCGGCGGGCGGCAUGGAAGCGGUGCCCCGCGAGGAGAAGCCCAACCCGCUGCGGGAUGCCAACCUCUGCUCCCGGCUCUUCUUCUGGUGGUUAAAUCCCUUAUUUAUUAUUGGCCAUAAACGGAAGCUUGAAGAAGAUGAUAUGUAUAAAGUGCUGCCAGAAGAUUCCUCAGAGAAGCUUGGAGAGGAAUUGCAGUGGUACUGGGAUAAAGAGGUGCAAAAAGCAAAAAAGAGAGGAAAAACACCACAUUUAACAAAAGCCAUUAUUCUUUGUUACUGGAAAUCCUAUUUAGUUUUCGGAAUUUUCACAAUGAUUGAGGAAACCCUCAAAAUAAUUCAGCCAAUAUUUUUGGGAAAAAUUAUUAAUUAUUUUGAAAAAUAUAAUUCCUCCAAUGAGGAAGCUUUGAAUAUUGCAUAUUGCUACGCUGCUGCCCUGUCUGUGUGUACACUUAUUCUAGCUAUAAUGCACCACUUAUACUUCUAUCAUGUACAGCGGGCUGGCAUGAAGUUGAGGGUAGCUAUGUGUCAUAUGAUUUAUCGGAAGGCACUUCGUCUCAGUAACAUAGCUAUGGCAAAAACUACCACUGGUCAGAUAGUAAAUCUUCUGUCAAACGAUGUGAACAAAUUUGAUCAGGUAACAAUUUUCUUGCACUUCCUGUGGGCUGGACCAAUUCAAGCUGUAGCAGUAACAGUACUUCUCUGGAUGGAGAUAGGCCCACCAUGUCUUGCAGGAAUGGCAGUUCUAAUUAUUCUUCUUCCUGUCCAGACCUGCAUUGGGAGGCUUUUUUCUUCCUUAAGAAGCAAGACAGCUACCUUGACAGAUGUCAGGAUUAGGACCAUGAAUGAAGUCAUAAGUGGUAUGAAGAUAAUAAAAAUGUAUGCUUGGGAAAAAUCAUUUGCGGAACUUGUGAACAGUUUAAGAAGGAAGGAGAUUGCCAUGGUUAUGAAAAGCUCCUACCUUCGAGGACUGAACUUAGCCUCUUUCUUUGUGGCAAGCAAAAUAACAGUGUUCAUGACUUUCAUGGCAUAUGUACUACUUGGCGAGGUUAUAUCUGCAAGUCGGGUGUUUGUUGCAGUGUCCCUGUAUGGUGCAGUAAGACUGACAGUAACUCUGUUCUUCCCUGCUGCUGUUGAGAGAGUAUCCGAGGCAGUGGUUAGCAUACGACGAAUCAAGAACUUUCUGAUACUUGAUGAGGUCUCACACUUCAAGCCACAGCUGCACGGUGAUAAUGAGAAUGUCAUUCUUCAUGUUCAGGAUUUGACUUGCUAUUGGGAUAAGAAUUCAGAGAGCCCGGCACUUCAACAACUUUCAUUUACUGCCAGACGAGGGGAAUUAUUGGCUGUAAUUGGUCCUGUUGGAGCUGGAAAAUCUUCACUCUUAAGUGCAGUGCUUGGUGAGCUGCCUAAAGACAAAGGUUUGAUAAAUGUUACUGGAAGAAUUGCCUACGUUUCUCAGCAGCCUUGGGUAUUUUCUGGUACAGUAAGAAGUAAUAUACUGUUUGACAAGGAAUAUGAGAAAGAAAAAUAUGAAAAGGUUUUAAAAGUCUGUGCUCUUAAAAAGGACUUGGAAUUAUUAGCAAAUGGUGACCUAACAGUAAUAGGAGAUCGUGGAGCUACACUGAGUGGGGGACAGAAGGCCCGUGUAAAUCUGGCCAGAGCUGUGUAUCAGGAUGCAGAUAUCUAUCUUUUGGAUGAUCCGCUGAGCGCAGUAGAUGCUGAAGUUGGAAGACAUUUGUUUGAAAAAUGUAUUUGUCAGGCCUUGCAUCAGAAGAUCUCUGUUUUGGUCACUCACCAGUUGCAAUAUCUCCGUGCUGCAAAUCAGAUUCUAAUUUUAAAAGAUGGUAAAAUGGUGGGGAAAGGUACGUAUUCAGAGUUCCUGAGAUCUGGCAUCGACUUUGCUUCCCUUUUGAAAAAAGAUGAGGAAGUAGAACAGCUGUCGGUUCCAGGAACCCCCAACCUGAAGUCUGCCCGGAGCCGAACCUUCUCGGAGUCAUCUGUUUGGUCCCAGGAUUCUUCUGUCCACUCACAGAAAGAUGGAGCAGUGGAACAACCACCUGCUGAAAAUGCACUAGCUACAGUGCCAGAGGAGAGUCGUUCUGAGGGAAAAAUAAACUUCAAAGUUUACAGAAAAUAUUUCACUGCAGGAGCAAACUACUUUGUGAUUUUUAUGCUUUUACUAUUCAAUAUUUUGGCACAGGUGGCAUAUGUGCUCCAGGACUGGUGGCUUUCUUACUGGGCAAAUAAUCAAGAAAAGCUGAAUGUCACAACAAAUGGAAAUAGUGGGGCAAAUAAGACUGAACAUCUAGACCUUAACUUUUACUUGGGAAUUUACGCAGGUUUAACAGUGGCUACAAUACUGUUUGGCAUAAUAAGAAGUCUUCUGGUUUUUCAAGUUCUUGUGAAUUCUGGUCAAACUUUGCACAACAAAAUGUUUCAGUCAAUUUUGAAAGCUCCCGUCUUGUUUUUUGACAGAAAUCCUAUAGGAAGAAUCUUAAAUCGUUUCUCCAAAGAUAUUGGCCACCUGGAUGACUUGCUUCCAUUGACGUUUUUGGACUUCGUGCAGACUCUCCUACAGAUUUUUGGUGUGGUGGCUGUGGCUGUGGCAGUGAUUCCUUGGAUACUCAUCCCCUUAAUUCCACUAUUUAUUCUUUUCAUUUUUCUUCGACGAUAUUUCUUAGACACAUCAAGAGAUAUUAAACGUCUAGAAUCCACAACUCGAAGUCCAGUGUUCUCCCACUUGUCGUCAUCCCUCCAGGGACUUUGGACUAUUCGGGCUUUGAAAGCAGAGGAAAGAUUUCAAAAAUUAUUUGAUGCACACCAAGACCUCCACUCAGAGGCCUGGUUUCUAUUUUUGACGACCUCGAGGUGGUUCGCUGUGCGUCUGGAUGCCAUCUGUGCCAUUUUUGUUAUAGUGGUUGCUUUUGGUUCCCUGCUUCUCGCCAAGACUUUGAACGCAGGGCAGGUUGGUUUGGCGCUAUCCUAUGCAAUCACCCUCAUGGGAACAUUCCAGUGGGGUGUUAGACAAAGUGCUGAAGUUGAAAACCUGAUGAUAUCAGUAGAAAGAGUAAUGGAAUACACAGAACUUGAAAAAGAAGCUCCUUGGGAGACCAACAAGCAUCCACCACCUGAAUGGCCAAGCCAAGGAAUGAUUGCGUUUGAAAAUGUUAACUUCACUUACAGUCUAGAUGGACCUUUGGUGUUAAGACAUUUGUCUGUUUUAAUUAAACCAAAAGAAAAGGUUGGAAUAGUGGGAAGAACUGGAGCUGGGAAAAGCUCUCUGAUAGCAGCCCUCUUUCGCUUGGCGGAACCCGAAGGAAGGAUUUGGAUUGAUAAAUACUUGACAUCAGAGCUAGGACUCCAUGACUUGCGGAAGAAAAUUUCAAUUAUACCUCAGGAGCCUGUUUUAUUCACUGGAACUAUGAGGAAAAACUUGGAUCCUUUCAAUGAAUACACCGAUGAAGAGCUGUGGAAUGUCUUGGAAGAGGUGCAACUGAAGGAGGUUGUGGAAGAUCUGCCUAAUAAAAUGGAGACGCAGCUGGCAGAAUCUGGGUCUAAUUUUAGUGUUGGUCAGAGACAGCUGGUGUGUCUUGCCAGAGCGGUUCUAAAAAAAAAUCGGAUCCUUAUCAUUGAUGAAGCAACAGCAAAUGUGGACCCAAGAACGGAUGAAUUCAUUCAAAAGACGAUCCGUGAAAAGUUUGCUCACUGCACAGUGUUGACCAUUGCACACCGCUUGAACACCAUUAUCGACAGUGAUAGGAUUAUGGUUUUAGAUGCAGGAAGACUGAAAGAAUACGGUGAACCUUACAUUUUGCUGCAAGAACAAGAUGGUUUGUUUUACAAAAUGGUGCAACAAGUGGGGAAGACUGAAGCGACUUCUCUGAUUGAAACAGCAAAACAGGUGUACUUCAGCAAGAAUUACCCAGAAGUUGUUCAGAAUGGUCAACUUGCCACAGACUCCUCCUUGGAUCCUUCCUCAGGAUUAUGCAUAACUGAAACUGCACUGUGAUUCCUAAUAACCUUAACUGUUUUCCAGAGAAUGUAAGCCUGAGAUCAUCUAAACUCAGUGACAAUGUUUGCAAAUGUCAACAGGAGAGGAAAAGGAGGGGGCGAUUCUUUGCACUGGACAUCCUUCCUAUUUAAUACUAAGAAGAAAAUUUUUACUGUCCCUCUUUCUUUAAUUUCAGUGCAAUAUGUUUUCCUUUCCAACUAAUUAUGUUUGUAUUGCUAAGGAAAUUAGGCAGACUCAGUUUUUAUUUGAAAUUUUAUUUAAAAAACAGGUGCAGGACACCUAACAGGUCUAGGGUGCAUAUUUGGAGCUUAUUAACAAAAAAAAAAAAACACAAAACAAAACAAACAAACAAACAAAAAAUGUGUCCUUUUUCUCUUUUGGAAAUCCUUUGAGAGCGAGCAAAACCAAAAUUUUGUCUGUGCCACUUUAGAACAACAGCUAUGUCUAAACAGCAGAUUCAGUAGUGUACAACUUAGUGGUCUAGUGCAACUGUCUUGCUGCCUGUCAUAAGUAGCUAUGCAGGUUGUUAGAAAAAAGAAUUGAACAAGCCAAAACUGCGUUUUCUUUUUGAUAGCAAAAAGUACUAUAUACUUAUUUUUUUGAUAAGUAAUUCAAAUAAUGCUGUUCAAGAUGAACGUAAAUAUUAGUUUUAUUUUGCUAAAAUCCAAAUGCUGAAAAAUCAGUCUCGAUCUUCUAUACUUUAGAAGGAAAUUACCACAUUUGCACUGAAGAAAUAUUUAAAUAAUUUAACAUACAUUCCUCUUUUUAUCCGGCUUAUCAAAGAAAAAAAGGUAUUAAAAUAACUUGAGGAAAUGUUUGAAUGACAUGUCAUUACACCUAAAUACCAUGUAGUACAAAGUUAUCUUCAACACAACACAUUGAAAUGUAUACAUUAUUUGCAUUUAUUGUGCCUUAAUAUUUGUGCCUUCAAGCCAAAGCUGUAACUGCAGGGUACACAACAAAUUCAUUAAAUAUAUGUUAAAAAUAUGUAACCUUAGUAUAUUUAAAGUUUUGCAUCAGGGGUUCUGUUGAACUUGAGCUGUUUGAAGUUACCGUCCUACCAGAAUAGGUAGGAAAGUACAACCUGUAGUUUUGAAUGGCUGUUGCUGAUAGAGAAAUGCAGUGAGAGAGAAAGGUUUGGUAUUCGUAAGUUAUGUCCUGAUUCAGCAAAGCACUUUAACACAAAGGCACUAUUCCCAUUUUUAUUUAUUUUUUUUUAAUCAAGCAAGUGCUGUGCUGCUUCAGAUUUUUUCCUGUUUAGUGAGAUACCUACUCUUUGAGGUCCAGUAGAAAGUGAAUCUCUUCAUCUUACUAUUUAAAGGGCACAGUAGAGACUAAAAGGCAAAAGCUCUCUUCAGAACAUGGAAAAUACUGUGCUUUUUAAAAAAUACUGAAGAUACUUGCUAUUACCUUCAUAAGACAAAUGUUAUUUACACAGCGUUCACCCAGUGGUCUAAAAGUAUAGCAAACACAAAUGUAUCUCCUUUCAAGCAGUUCUGCCAGCAAAUAACCGAUUCAAAUACAAAAUUACUCGCUGCUUGUCCAGAAGUCAAAUGAAGCCAAAGCCUGUGCUUUAGCACAAGGGCUCAUCUAGAAGGACUUUGUCUCCCAGUGGUGAGAGGCAGAAUCCUCAUUCCCGUGUUGCAGCACCUUCCCUGCCUUGAGGCUUGCCGUCCUGCCAUGAGAUCCCCAGGGGGGAGGAGGGGAGGACCUCUUACUAACUGCAGUGCCACCAGCCAGCUUCCCCUUGUAGCGGGGAGAACAACCAUCAGGCAUCCAGUUUUCUGGUAACAUCCUCCUCCGUCGUUAGCAGGAAGUUACAAAAUUAAAUGCUCUUGUCCCUAGCUUGGUUUUGUCAGGUUCUGACAGUUCUUCUGUGGCGUGUAGCACCUUACACUGUAACAAAUCCCACAGAGAUCAGUGGAACUGAACUUCAUGCAGUGAUGCACAACAUGAGGCUUGUGCUACAUCUGGUGCUAAAUAGCAGCCGGUCAGGGAUGGCUACCUGUCCCCAAAGCCACGAGGCACAGAUUGGCUCCUGUGAGCAGAACUUGUGGCUAAUCCUUAGAGCACACCAGCCACAUCCACUUUUCUGUAUCACUUGGCCCUUGGCCUUCUCUGGGCUCAUGCAGUCCACUUACGGACCUAGCACACGAUUAUCAUCUGGCAUGUUUUGUUGUGGCUUCCUUUUCAAUUCAAAUUCUCUGAAAUAAGGAUAGGGCUGUUCUGCAGCUCAGUACAGUGGUGUUUGUACUGCACAGGAAUGUGAAGACUUGGAGAAGUGUUUGAGCGCGUAAGUCACAUGGGAUAACACUGAGGGACUGUGUAGCAUGAAGAAAGUUCAGUCUUGCAUGGUCUUGUCUGUAACUGCCUUUUUGGAAGGGAUCCAUGGUGUGAACCAUGUCCGGACUCCGCUCAAGCUUUGUCAUGGAGAGACGUGGCUGGAGUGGUCCAAAGCAGAGCUAGGGUGAGCUGACCAGUAAGGUAAUGCAGACGCUUCGUGGAGCCUGGUGUCUGAGCUCAUUUGUUUACCUUUUUUACUGAGCAGUGUGGACAUAUCCAGAGUCUAACUGUGUUUUACAAUAGUGAAUUAUUUUUAUUUCUAAAUAUUUAGUUCUUACAAGAGAGUAAAUAUGAAGUAUAAUACACUGAGACUUUUAAAUACUCUAAGAGAACAGUAUGUUCUCCUGACCAUAUACCUUGAGUUUAUAUUUUUUUAUCAGAACCAGGGAGAUAUGCAUGCGUAAACCAAGGGUAUAAUUACAGUUUUAGUUCAUUUCAGCUCUGAAAUGAAUCUAUGGUAAGUUACAUUUCAGAGCAGAGCUCCAAAACGCUGGCUGCUGCAGACUCACUGGUAUGAGACCCUGACAGAUCUAGCUAUCAGUCUAUAAGCUAGAAUUAAUUUGAUCCUGUAGCUUUUUGAAUGCGCACAAAAAUGUUAGGUAUCUCUGAAAAUGCUGAUUCCACUUCUUUACAUGUUUUGGCAGGACAUUGCUAACUGCAGGUAUCAAAUAUCAAUACAAGAGAAAACAAAUUUUUUACAGUGUCACACUUGAAAGCCACAAAUUGCUGGGUAGAACAACUGAUAGCAAGUCAUUUGUGUCUGUCAUUGGCAUUAUGUCAUCUUUUUAGUUUAACAAUAAUGUUUUAAUCUUGAAAUUGUUUUUUAGGUUCUUUUGUUGGUUUUGUUGUUGAUAGUUCUUUUGUUUAGAUGACUGUUGGUUAAGAUUGACUGACCCAUUUGAUUUCAGCUGAGUAAGAAAAUGUGAUGUACCUGAAUGGCGAAACUCAGAUCAGGGAUGAGAAAGACCUUCCUUCGGUGAAAGUCUUGGUCUGUUGAAUGGAUGAAUUAUCUUUCCAGCAAGGUGUUUUAUGUUUCCUUUUAAAGAAAAGUUCAAAUAGUUCUAUCCUUCCACUUUGAAAAUGUUCAUGCUUUACUGGGAAAUAGUAAAGCUGAUUACUAUAAGCUACAUUCCUUCCUGGGGAUCUUGGAAAAAGAACUCAGUCUUCUGAGUUAUUCAAGCCUUUUAAAAUAUUUCUUCACCAUGAGGUGCCUUAAUGUAUUCCAGAGUCUUAUUUCUAAUAAACACAAUUUUAUACAGUAAUACUGAAAAUCAUCAGUUACAGAACUGUUGUUUGUUUGGUGUAAAAGACCAGGAACAGCCUCUGCUUCUGAUCUUAAGAAUUGUUCUUCAGACAUCCAUUUUGGUGUAUCUUUGCUCCAUCCCUCCUCAAAAGGCCACUGGGAGAGUCAAAACCAACACACUUCUCAGCGAUAGGUUAUCUCAUGUUUUGCUUAUUUUAAGGGUAAAAUUCUCUUGAGUGAACUGAACCAGAGCUCGUUUGCCAGAUAGGCGUAAUCUUCUGCAAUUCCAUUACUGCUGCCCUUUGGAAGAGGGAGGACCUUCUUGUGACCAACAUCAGUAAUGCUGGUUACUUAAGGGGUAAUGACUGUUUCUUUUAACCUUCCCAAUACAUGUUUAAAAUAAGAUUGCAGAGAGAAUCAGAAAGGGACGAAAGAACCAAACGUUACAGAAUUUUUCCUGGAAAUGCUGCUUUUUGUGUUAAUCUGACCUUUUGGAAUAUCUCACUUUAAAGUUUGCCUGUUUGUUGCAGGGGGAGGCGGGGAGAGAAAGAGUUGAAAUCACUUAUUUCCUGUCAUGGUGAUGAGCAUCUGGCAGAAGAAUGUGGCUUCCUAUAUAUGUUUUACAUUGUGUAACAACGCACUGCUUUUUCAUCAUUUUAACUCUGGUUGUGUUUUGGUUUGGUUUUUGCAUUUAUGUAAUUUGAUUUUGGUAUUGCUAUGGAAUGAUUUAUUUUGUUGAUGUUCACGUGACAACUCCUGUCAUACAAUAAAAGGUGUUUCUCAGAA
Falco peregrinus (peregrine falcon) is the source of this 8552-nucleotide messenger RNA. RefSeq names its product ATP binding cassette subfamily C member 4 (gene ABCC4). NCBI's taxonomy places the organism in Eukaryota, Metazoa, Chordata, Aves, Falconiformes, Falconidae. Gene Ontology annotation, biological process: transmembrane transport. Gene Ontology annotation, cellular component: plasma membrane. The record is from RefSeq and is a predicted model, not a curated record. The transcript is spliced from 31 exons. Bases 185 to 4177 code for a protein of 1330 amino acids. Gene Ontology annotation, molecular function: ATP hydrolysis activity; ATP binding; ABC-type transporter activity.